This is a messenger RNA of Drosophila mauritiana, 1205 nucleotides long. RefSeq lists its product as uncharacterized. NCBI's taxonomy places the organism in Eukaryota, Metazoa, Arthropoda, Insecta, Diptera, Drosophilidae. The transcript is spliced from 3 exons. The record is from RefSeq and is a predicted model, not a curated record. The coding region runs from base 594 to 797 and encodes 67 amino acids.
AGGGAAUUUGAAAUUGAAAGCGAGUUCAGUUAAGAGACGAUUGAGCUGCGCUCUAGACGUCAGCUUAAAAUGGAAAACCCAGCGGAAAGCGACUAUUAGGGUAAAAACCACAGAAUUCCAACUCCUCCUCCUAUUCCACAAACAUCGCAGAUAGCUCAGUCUUCCCUCGACAGUUUGUGAGUCGUGCAAAUUGCCACAAGUGUCGGAAGAAAGACGCCCAGCGUUCUUUGAGUUAUGAAGGACUACCAGAGAUGGAUUGCCGAUAGAGGAUGUGUCAUAAGAUACUGCGAAGAAUGUUCGCUCAAAAUUCGCUGCAAAGUCGAAACGAUGGAGCAAAAAACAUAAAAACUGAUAUUUGAAAUGUACGCAGUUAUCACAUUAUUAAAUUCAUUCGAAUGCAAACUGUGUUGCAGUUUAAAACUGAUAAAGGAGUGUAUAAGUGUAUAUAUGUAGUAAUUUUGAAUUGCUCUGAUUAUGUGUAUGUUGCGUUGACUUCAAGAGAAUUCCAUGAGUCACCCAACUGCAACAUGCAACCGGCAGUCGAACUGAAUUGCACCGCGAAUAGAUAGUUGAAGCUUGGAGCUCCCAGUGAAAUGUCGACAGAUUCCAGCUGUCCCAACUGCGAUUCGCAUUCCAUGGUGAGGAGGAAUCGCCUGGCUAUCUCCCGAUUCAAGAAGAUUAAGAUGGAUUUAAGUGCCCUGUGCUGCGGUCGUCGAUAUUGUGGAGUCGGCAUUUACGAAUACUACUACAAAUGCAGUUCCUGUGGCUGGAAAGGCGAUCCUAACCGAUCCCACUAACAUGGCAUACGAAUCUCAUUCAGAAAUAAAAAGUAAAUCGAUUUCAAUGAAAUUUAUAGUCAGCUGUUGCAUUUCUGUUUACCACAAAGUGAAAAUGCAAUAUAUACAAAAGCUUUCGAGCUUUUGAAAUGCACUUUACAAAAUUCCAAAGCAGUGGAAUAAGUUCUAAAAAAUUAAAUACGUAUUUAUUUUCCCAGAUGUCUGGGAGAUUUCUUAUAAAAAUUUCUUAUAAUUAUUUCGCUUCCUAAAGUCAUGUAUCCAUAUUAAAGUUCACGUUUUAAUGAUUUAGAAAUAAUUAUAAAUUACAAUAACAAUCAUAAUUUACACCCAAAAUACUUAAUGGAGGCCGCCUAAUUGUAAAUCCAAAAAUGAAUGAGCUCGGUUUAUAAAAAUAAUUUAAGAUACAAA